Messenger RNA from Aureobasidium vineae, 621 nucleotides. The record is from the annotation of a GenBank genome assembly. Lineage: Eukaryota; Fungi; Ascomycota; Dothideomycetes; Dothideales; Saccotheciaceae.
AUGGAGGAUCCCUCCGACUGGCAUCCCUCGUAUCCGCAGACCCAGCGUCCUUUAUCCAUGCCCGUCGAAUACGACCCUGAGGCCGCGUCGGGCAGUGAAGCGCGCAUCUUUGGUCAGCGUCAUCACAAGCCCCAGACUUCCGUCUCGCGCCCUUCAACACGCUCAAUAUCCUCGUCGUCGACCAGCGUACCCAUACCCAUUCCAUCGAAUCCAAAUGUCAUUCCCGGCAAUCUACUCCCGUCAGCGCCUGCAUCUCCGCCGACCCCGGCCCCGUCGCCAACGCCUGGCCGUCGUCUUCCCAGCUGGACCUCUUCAACAGCACCAUCUCUCGAUUUGCACAUGGCCGAGGAUGGCGAUCUGGACGACCUCGGCAGCGAAGCUACUUUCACCCUGGACAAAGGCUUGAGGUUCAGGCAUAUGAAGACCAUGUUUUCCGACAUGGACAACGACGAACGCAAACGCAUCUUGACGGAGCUAUUGGCCAACUGCGACGGGAAGCUACUGGGCUAUGUUGCCAAUUUCGUUGCACCACGAUUAAAGAGAGAUCCAUUUGGCGUAUUACCUAAUGAGCUCUGCCUGAGGGUACGAAGCAUGUCUUGUUUGGAGUUGGUCUGGUUCUAA